AUGUUCCGUCCCGCCGCUCGAGCGCUGGCUCGCGCGCCUGCUGUCGCGGCCCGUAUCCCGGCAAACACUCGAUUGAUAAGCACCGCCAAUCCUGUCUCCAAACCGCGAAGCUGGAAGAGCAUCUUUGUCCGCCUCGGUCUGGCGGGUGGCGCCGUCUACUACUACAACACAAGCGAUGUCUUUGCUAGUGAGCCCUCUUUUUCCGUCAUGAGCCACCUCAACAAAGAAAGCACCGAAGACACUCCCGCACCCAGCCUCAACUCUGUCACCCCCAAGAUCCAGGAAGAGAAGGUUGUCUCCCAGUCACAGCCCAAGGCUGAUGCGCCUGCCCACACGACGUCGCCCGCCGAUCCUGCCGCGGACGCCGCUGCUGUGGAAAUCAACCCGCAGGUAGGCAUUGACUCAGAGGAGCCCCCCGAGUCGGCGGCUUUCAACCCAGAGACCGGCGAGAUCAACUGGGAUUGCCCUUGCCUGGGCGGUAUGGCCCACGGUCCCUGCGGCGAGGAGUUCAGGGCAGCAUUCUCUUGCUUCGUCUACUCCAACGAGGAGCCCAAGGGUAUUGAGUGUAUUGAAAAGUUCAAGGGCAUGCAAGAUUGCUUCCGUCAACAUCCAGACGUCUACGGCGCGGAGCUGGAGGAUGAUGAGCCCGAGGGCGAGGCUCCAUCUUCGGCUGCCGCCAAUGUCGAGCUGGCCGAGGGCGACGAACUGGUUCCCAAGGCUCACCACGAUCUGGGCGAGAAGACCGACGCCGCCAAAUGA
Messenger RNA from Penicillium diatomitis, 759 nucleotides. RefSeq names its product coiled-coil-helix-coiled-coil-helix domain-containing protein. The record is from RefSeq and is a predicted model, not a curated record. The coding region runs from base 1 to 759 and encodes 252 amino acids. Gene Ontology annotation, molecular function: protein-disulfide reductase activity. Gene Ontology annotation, biological process: protein import into mitochondrial intermembrane space. Gene Ontology annotation, cellular component: mitochondrial intermembrane space. The transcript is spliced from 3 exons. NCBI's taxonomy places the organism in Eukaryota, Fungi, Ascomycota, Eurotiomycetes, Eurotiales, Aspergillaceae.